Messenger RNA from Ricinus communis (castor bean), 3899 nucleotides. RefSeq names its product N6-adenosine-methyltransferase non-catalytic subunit MTB. Bases 257 to 3799 code for a protein of 1180 amino acids. The transcript has 7 exons. Gene Ontology annotation, molecular function: mRNA binding; methyltransferase activity. NCBI's taxonomy places the organism in Eukaryota, Viridiplantae, Streptophyta, Magnoliopsida, Malpighiales, Euphorbiaceae. The record is from RefSeq and is a predicted model, not a curated record. Gene Ontology annotation, cellular component: nucleus; RNA N6-methyladenosine methyltransferase complex.
AUAUUAAUAAAUAAAAUUGAAAUUAGCAGCAGCGGUUCUGCUCUCUAUGGUUUUAGUUGUGUGUGCAGGACUCUGCAACAAACUGAAAACCCUAUUUGAGAGAGAGAAAGAGAGAGAGAGAGAGAGAGAGAGAGAGAGUUAGCUGUAUAAAUAAACGUUUCUCUAUCAAAUUCUUCACAAAUCGCAAUUCCCAGGGCUGCAGAGUUAUAAAUCAUUUACUCAUUGGUGUUUGAUUCGUCAAGGGCCUUUGCUUGAAAUGGAUUCACCUGACCAUAGUCGGAGUUAUGCAAAACGAGAUACUGAGGAUAGCUCGGAUGUGAGGAGUGAUAGGGCAGGAGAUGAUGAGGAAAGGGAGAGCAGUGAUAAGAGGUCGAAGCACCGCUCAAGCAAGUCUAGAAAGUCAAGCAAUGGAGAAGAUGCUGAAGGAUUGGAUGGUAGUGGGAGAAGAAGAAGUUCUGGUGGGGACAGGGGUGAGAGUCGUAAGAGGUCAGCUGGUGGUGGUGGCUCUAGCAAAGCUGGUAGUGAUGAUGAUGAUUAUGAAACAAGAAAAGAGCUGCGUUCGAAACAAUUGAAGAAAAAACAAGAGGAAAGUAGCUUGGAAAAGUUAAGCAGUUGGUACCAGGACGGAGACUUAGAGAAUAGGCAGGCUGGUGAAAAGUCUGGAAGUAAAGGGCAUAGUCGUCCUGAUGAGAGUGAGAGAAAGAAAAUAACAUCAAAGAUAGCAGACCAUGAGGGUUCCCGCAGUGGAAGUAAAAACAAAGAAGAAAAAUCCCUUGAUGGAGAGCAUGAAAAGGCACAAGAUAGAGAUUCUAGGUAUUCAGAUAGGAGAGAAAGCAGCCGAGAGAAGGUUCAUGGUUCUACAGAUCCAGUAAGGACCUCUAGGAGGAGAUGGGAUGAUUCAGAUGCUGGCAAGAAAUCUGAAGAAGUUCAUCAUGAAAAGGCUGAUCUAAGAAGUGGAAAGGGAUCUGAUUCCAAAUAUGAGAAUUCUAAAGAGAAAAGUACAUCUGCAAAAAAUGAACCCAGUGACAGUAAAAGCAGGGGCUUAGAUUCAAACAGUGAGAAGGGUGUCAAAUCGAACAAUAAAGAAGAGAAAAGAAUUGAUGGAGAGAGGAACAAGAGUAAAAACAGGUCAGAAGCUGUAGAGGAAGAUGAUAAGGGUAGUCCUAUUACUCGUGAAGACAGAUCAGCUCGGGAGAAAAAUGAGAAGCAUAGACAACAGAGAACUCCUACUAGUAGGGAUGCUGGUGAAAGUCGUGAAAGAUCUUCCAUUGCAGAUGAUGAUGGAAGUAUAUGGGUAAGAGAUAAAACUGCAAGAGAGGCUGGGCGCUCUAACAGGUCCAGGACCCCAGAGAGGAGUGCAAGGCACCACCAAGAAUCGCAGUACUCUGAAGUGGAGUAUGAAAGAAGCUCAGACAUCAGGCGGAAGGAUUUGGAAAAGGAUGCCCAUAGGGAUGAUAGAUCAAAGGGCAGGGAUGAUAGCUGGAGUGACUGGAAUAGAGAUCGGGAAAGUUCUAAAGAUAGCUGGAAAAGAAGGCAGUCUACUAGCAAUGAUAGAGAGGCAAACGAUGACAUUGUUUAUGAUCGUAGUAGAGAUUGGGAGCCAAGACAUGGUCGCGAGAGAAAUGACAAUGAAAGGCCUCAUGGAAGAACCAGGGGUGAAGCUGUAAAAACAUCAUCAAAUUUUGGAAUUUCAAAUGAGAAUUAUGAUGUUAUAGAGAUCCAGACCAAGCCUCUUGAUUAUGGUCGAGCAGAGUCUGGAUCAAACUUUUCCAGGAGAACCGAGCAUGGUCAGCAAUCUGAUGGUAAAUUAGGGCCAAAUGCUGAAGAGUGGUCGCAUAUGCGGGAUGAAAGGGUAAGAAGACAUGAUAUAUAUGGUUCCAUUGAGGACUCAAAGGAAAGAUAUAAUGAUGAUGGUGCAUCAUGGAGGGAUGAAAUGGACUACCAGGCAGGGAAAGGAAGAGGACAGAGAGGGGCUAUGUCUGGUCGUGGUGCUGGUGGUCAAAGCUCCAGUGGUGGUUCACAGACUCCGUAUGGGAACCAGGAACCAGGGUCUUUUUCCAGAACUCAACAAGGAGUAAAAGGGGGUAGGGUUGGAAGAGGAGGAAGGGGUAGGCCUACUGGCAGAGACAACCAGCAGGUCCCAUUGCCCUUAAUGGGAUCACCUUUUGGGCCACUUGGAGUCCCACCACCUGGUCCGAUGCAGCCACUUGGCCCCAGUAUGUCACCUGCUCCAGGCCCUCCAAUUUCACCAGGUGUCAUCUUUCCACCAUUUUCUCCACCAGUGGUUUGGCCUGGGGCUCGAGGUGUAGAGAUGAAUAUGCUAGGUAUGCCACCAGCUCUCUCUCCUGUUCCUCCUGGACCAUCAGCCCCGAGAUUUCCUCCUAGCAUGGGGACUCCUCCAAACCCUGCUAUGUUUUUUAAUCAGGCAGGACCUGGAAGGGGAGUGCCUCCAAACAUGUCUGGUCCUGGUUUUAAUCCUGUAGGACCAGUAGGACGAGGAACGCCUUCUGAUAAGACUUCAGGGGGCUGGAUUCCUCCUAGAAAUAGUGGACCUCCUGGUAAAGCACCUUCAAGAGGAGAGCAGAAUGAUUACUCGCAGAAUUUUGUAGAUACUGGUAUGCGGCCCCAAAAUUUUAUCAGGGAGCUAGAGCUUACCAAUGUUGUAGAGGAUUAUCCAAAGCUCAGGGAGCUUAUACAGAAAAAGGAUGAGAUUGUGGCUAAAUCUGCCUCUGCUCCUAUGUAUUUGAAAUGUGACCUUCAUGAGUUUGAGCUGUCCCCUGAGUUCUUUGGAACCAAGUUUGAUGUGAUUCUGGUGGAUCCCCCUUGGGAGGAAUAUGUUCAUCGAGCUCCUGGUGUUGCUGAUCAUAUGGAGUAUUGGACUUUUGAAGAUAUACUAAAUCUCAAAAUUGAGGCAAUAGCAGAUACACCUUCGUUUAUCUUCCUCUGGGUGGGUGAUGGUGUGGGACUCGAGCAAGGUCGGCAAUGUUUAAAGAAGUGGGGGUUUCGUAGAUGCGAGGAUAUAUGUUGGGUGAAGACCAACAAAAGUAAUGCAACUCCAGGGCUGCGGCAUGAUUCUCAUACUUUGUUUCAGCAUUCAAAGGAACAUUGCUUGAUGGGUAUAAAAGGAACAGUUCGUCGCAGCACUGAUGGUCACAUAAUACAUGCUAACAUUGACACUGAUGUGAUUAUUGCUGAGGAACCUCCUUAUGGUUCAACCCAAAAGCCUGAAGAUAUGUAUCGUAUAAUUGAGCACUUCUCCCUUGGCCGUAGAAGGCUUGAGCUUUUUGGUGAAGAUCACAAUAUUCGAUCUGGUUGGUUGACUGCUGGUAAAGGACUAUCCUCGUCAAAUUUCAAUGCUGAGGCGUAUGUUAGAAAUUUUGCUGACAAGGAUGGGAAAGUUUGGCAAGGAGGCGGUGGACGAAAUCCUCCCCCUGAGGCACCUCAUCUUGUCGUUACGACCCCUGAAAUAGAGGCUCUACGGCCAAAGUCGCCAAUGAAGAACCAGCAGCAGCAGCAAUCCACGUCCAUUUCUCUGACAACGGCCAUUUCUUCCAAUAGAAGGACAGCUGGAAAUUCUCCGCAUAAUCCAAGCAAUUUUACUUUAAGUUUAAACCAAGAGGCUUCUAGCUCCAACCCUUCUACACCAGCUCCUUGGGCUUCACCAAUGGAAGGUUUUAGAGGACGAGAAGGCGGGAAUAUGCCUUCAGACGACAAACUUUUUGAUAUGUAUGGAUAUAGUGGGCAGGCAAAUGGAGACUAUCUAGAUUUUGAAUCCCAUAGACCAAUGAAUGUGUUGUAACAAACGCCUCCCAUAAUAUUGUUGUUUUAUUCCCUGUAUUAUUUUCUCUAUUUAAUUAUAAAUGGAAAGAAAGGAAAUGCCAUUCCCUUUCCAUUCUCUC